CAUGCGCAGUAAACAUUUCCCCGUUGCUACCUUGACAUCAGAAACAUUUCCCCGCACAAGAAUUUCUCGUAAUCACUCACCACGCGCAAAUUGUAAUACUUUGUAAUACUCAACCUCUACCCUCGGUCAAAACAACACUACCCUUUAUCAGACAUUUCCAUUUAACGCAUGAUGGCAGCUCCCACAGUGCAUUUUAGUAAAACUGAAGCACGGGCAGUCAUGAAGUUCCUCUUCUUGCAAGGCAAAGGAGCGGCAGAAAUCCAUGGCGAGAUGAAGAAAGUCUUGAAGGAGCGCUGCCCAUCUUACUCCACAGUGAAAAUCUGGGUGUCGAGGUUUCGGACUGGUCAUUUUGAAGUCACAGAUGAACCCCGGUCGGGACGGCCAACUUCCGUGACGACAGAGGACAAAGCAGACAUUGUGCAUUUCAUGAUUCUCAAGGACCGGUGGAUUUCGGCCAAAGUCAUCGCCGAGACCCUGGGGAUUUCCCGCGAAAGAGUUGGCCACAUCAUCCACAACAUUCUGAACAUGAGACAGCGUUCUGCAAAAUGGGUGCCAAAUAGCAAAACCGAAGGACCUUCGGAAGAAGUGUGUGAAUCCGAGAAAGGAAUAUGUUCAAUAAAAUCAUAAUUAACUGAU
This is a messenger RNA of Octopus sinensis (East Asian common octopus), 636 nucleotides long. Its product is annotated as protein GVQW3-like. The record is from RefSeq and is a predicted model, not a curated record. Lineage: Eukaryota; Metazoa; Mollusca; Cephalopoda; Octopoda; Octopodidae. The transcript is spliced from 2 exons. Bases 169 to 627 code for a protein of 152 amino acids.